Molecule: messenger RNA, 3831 nt
Organism: Polistes canadensis
Lineage: Eukaryota; Metazoa; Arthropoda; Insecta; Hymenoptera; Vespidae
Product: dual specificity mitogen-activated protein kinase kinase 7-like
Exons: 8
Coding region: 142-2484 (780 amino acids)
Biological process (GO): protein phosphorylation
Molecular function (GO): ATP binding; protein kinase activity
Source: RefSeq, a predicted model, not a curated record
AGGUAGCGUAGGCGUAGUGCGUGCGACCGGCGGCGCAAUGUUCGCUGCCAAAAAGGGCAGACGAGUGAUGUGAAAAUUGUCAAAUAUUUUGUGCGAGAUAAUAUACCGCUGUGAGAUUAAACGUGUAAAGGAAUCUUAACAAUGUCCAGCACUCUAGAAAAUAAAAUAUUAGAUUUGCAAGAGCGCCUUCGAGCGGAAAAUGAAUCGAGAGAUAGGGAUAGGCAAAGCAGCGAGGUUGGCUUAGGAACGGGCCUGCAACCGUCAUCGUCUGGUUCUGCUUCAAGUCCUGCCGUACGCAGGCCAAAGCAACUUGGCGAAAUGGGUACUCCUACUCGAUUAAGAAGGCAGCUGGAUUUACCAGUAUCGCACAUGGCACCUCCAAAGAAACACGACAGUGAAUUUGAAUCUAAGUUGCAAGAAAUCAUGAAAAUGAAUGGUAUUCUAAAUAUAAAUGGUCAAAGAUAUCAAACAGAAAUGAAAGACUUAGAACAUCUAGGAGAGUUAGGUAAUGGUACUUGUGGACAUGUUGUGAAAAUGAGGCAUAAACCUAGUGGAGUAGUCAUUGCAGUCAAACAAAUGAGGCGUUCUGGUAAUGCAGAAGAAAAUAAAAGAAUUAUAAUGGAUUUAGACGUCGUAUUGAAAUCACAUGAUUGUCCAUAUAUUGUACAAUGUUUGGGUUGUUUUAUUACCGAAUCUGAUGUUUGGAUUUGUAUGGAAUUAAUGGCAACGUGCUUGGAUAAAUUAUUAAAAAGAAGUAGACAGGCCAUACCGGAGGAUUUCUUAGGAAAAGUUACAGUUGCUACAGUGAAAGCCCUUUCGUACCUGAAGGAAAAGCAUGGUGUCAUUCACAGAGAUGUAAAACCUAGUAAUAUUCUUCUUGAUGAAUCAGGAGGAGUAAAAUUAUGUGAUUUUGGAAUAUCUGGUCGAUUAGUUGAUAGUAAAGCAAAAACUAGAAGUGCAGGAUGUGCUGCUUAUAUGGCUCCUGAAAGAAUAGAUCCCCCAGAUCCGACUAAACCAGAUUACGAUAUACGAGCUGAUGUAUGGAGUUUGGGUAUUACCCUAGUUGAAUUAGCUACUGGUGUAUUUCCCUACCGAGAUUGCAAGACUGAUUUUGAGGUAUUGAGCAGAGUGGUACAGGAUGAUCCUCCGUCCCUCCCUUCAGAUGCAUUUUUUUCUAAGGAGUUUCGAAGUUUUGUCAGUUGCUGCCUUACAAAGAACUAUAAACAUCGCCCCAAAUAUCAUAAACUUAUGGAACAUCCUUUCAUCCGCAAGUAUGAUGUUCCACAAGAUGAGGAUAUAAAUUCUUCUUUAUCUAAUGCUGGCUGCCAGCAGUGGUUUGGUAGAGUUAUGCGACAACUGGAACCAAGUUUCAGGUUUCCAGAGGGACAGCAACGAGUUACUGGUCAUGUGUCCCUGAAACAAACUGUUCAUUUAAGGGUACAGUCUGAAAUACCAUCUUUCUUAAAAUCUAAUAGCACCAAAGAGACACAGAAUUCCAGUUUUCUACCAUUUCAUCAAAGAUCUAGUAGCGAAAAUGGUGCAGCUUAUGUAUCCUGUAGUCCAUAUGUGCUCAGAAGAAAAGAAAUUUCCAGGCCGUUCUCUCCGCCAAUGAACAACGAAGUUCAACAAAGCGAACUGAACUAUCAACGAUCAUUUUCACCCUAUAGACAAUCGAUUGAACAAAAUAAAGAUUUCGUUUUGAAUCGUUGUUCUAAUGGCCAAGGAAAAUCCGAGGGAAGACCAUUUUCACCAUAUAGACAAGACACGAAUAUAACAGACUCAGGAAAUAGACCAUAUUCUCCUUAUCACGGCGGACGUUACGAAGAACGAGAUAAUAGCAAGGAUCGAUGGCAAAACAUCUCACGAUCUUUGAGUCCUUUCGCACGAGAUUAUUCUCCUUGGCGGCGUGAGAAUGUUGAUCCUCCGGGUGUAAUACAACCACCUUGCGAAAGUGGUCGAUAUUCUCCAUUCUUACAGCAAAGACUCGGUCAGAUUCCAACUGCACCUCAAACUCAUCCACAAAGUCAGGAUAUAUAUGGAAGUCCUAUGAUUAGUCGUAAGAGGUUUCCUUCAGAACCACCUACUCAAGGCUCUCAUGGUUCGACCAGUCCUCAAUUAUUAAUAUCACGUUUCGCGCAUCAAUUAACACAAGAACCACCCCCGAUGCCACCGUCUCAAGGUGGAUCCAAGGAAUCUGCAAAGAAACGUUUUGCGUCGUACGUUCGUCUUAGGCUCGGAAGUGAUCGUGCUCCUUCACCGGAGCCACCCCCGAGAUUGAAUCGUGGCGAAUCACCCCUUGCUUUAAGAAGGAAUAUAGGAGAUCAGCAAUCUCCUUCGUUCUCCAGAAGGUAUAUAUCACCUUCUCCACCCCAACCUCCACCUAGGAGAUUGUCAGAAAGCAAUUCAGUACCUGGCAGCCCUCAGCACGUUCGAGCUCGUUUACGCUACACUCCCGAACCUCAAAGAAGACCUCCGCCACCAUAACCCACCGUUAAUAUUAAAAUCGAUCCCUUAUUGGUGCCAUACACGAAAAGAGUCAUUCGAGCAAUCACGUGCAUCUAAUAUAGGGAGAAUUGGGAGGGUGGGAAUCGUACUUCAACGAGGAUUCGCGUACAAAACAAAUUUGUCUUUAUGGUGUUCUUUCAUAGUGUGUGGAUAAAAGUUAAAGAAAUGAAAAAUCUUUAAUACUCGAGCACCUCGAAUUAAUUAAAAACUUCUACGGUUUAAAAGGGGCUUGUUAUUCGAGUCAUACAUACGUUUACAAUAAUACGGCGUCAAGGACCGUUCGUGUAUAUAUAAAAAAAAAAUAUAUAUAUAUAUAUAUAUAAACUCUUUUUUCGUUAUAAAGGGAACGGUCUGUGAAACUAAUCUUUGCACAGCUUUCAUGACCAUGACGUGUUGUAACGUGUGAACUAUUCUCAAUUGUCAAUGAUUCUCUUAUCGACAUAAUAUAUUUAUAUAGAAAUGCAAUACGAUGUUCGACUUUUUAUAUCGCUUGUAUAAACACGAAAAAAAAAGAAAUAAUAGGGGAAAACGUAAGUUACUCUCGAAAUUUUUCUAAAAUCAUUAAUCAUGAGAGGGAAAAUAGGAGGAAGAGAAGGAAGGGGAAGGGAAUUGGGAUUAGGAUUGAGUUGUAAGGGGGUGGGGUUGCGGCUGAAUCUAUUUACGUACCGAACGCGUAAACCGUUCCUAUUGCUCUUCGUUUACGCUUCUUUUUUGGGGGAAAAAAAAAAUAAAAAAUAACAACAAUAAAAAAAUAAAACAAAACAACAAUAAUAAAAUAAAAAAAGAUCCACAAGUACAUACGUUAUUUGGGUGAAAGACUGAUGAUAUGCGAAAAUCGCAAUCGCUCUCUUUUUCCCUAGACGGCCUUGCAACGAUGCUCGUUUAAUCGAAUCAACCCUCAGCGAAUUUUUCCACGUUUUGUUAUCGUUUGUAAUAUACCAAAUGAACUGCGGCCGUAGUUAGGAACGAUCUAACGCAAACCAAAUCGCAAUAAGAAGAUAAAGAAGAAGAAUAAGUAUCGUUCUAAACGGGUAUAUAUAUAUAUAUAUAUAUAUAUAUAUAUUAAAAAUAAAAGAAAAAUAUAUAUGUAUCCCGUGUAAAAAAAUGAAAGGCACAAUUUUCGCGCCUCUGAGACUAUAAAAUUUCUAAUCUAUGUAUAUUAUUUAAGAGAGGCGUGUGUUUUGGGCUAGGAUGCGUUGUAAUUAUUCUUAAUUAACAUUUAUUCAUUAACUUCGUGUAGUUGUACACGCGUAAUUUUUACUCUUUUGUCGCUUAUUUGACAAUGGAGGAUCUGUUGCAAUGUAAAUAAACUUAUAUUUAUAUGAA